GCAUACAACGUUGACAACAUUGAAACGGGUAGGGGGGGAACGCAGACAGGGAGGUAUUAGAAAAUACUCGGAGGUGCACCCAAUACCUAAACGGACAACCGCGUGCUUGUGUUUGUCAGUGUCAGCAUCCCUUUGCACCUCGUCGACUUCACAAUUGUAUCUGUCAUGUCGCUGUCUGGGUCUCAGUCACCAGAGGAUGCCUUGAACGGCUCGUGGGUGGAGCUGGAGAGUCUGGUAGCAGCUGCAGCACAGAGGGAAAGCCUGACAGGACCACAGGACACUACCUCUUCUUUCCUGCAGGGGGAGCUGGAGAGGAUCCUGCUGGAGGCACAGCUGGAGAGUGAGAGGAGUAGUCACACUGACAGUCCUCCGCAGGUGGUGACUCCGCGAACUUCAGGCUCCCCUCGCCCAGUUAGUGAGGGCGGAAGCAGCAGCACAGAUUGCAUCACCAUACAGUCUGACGACAGCGAGAAGCGGCGGGUGAGCGCCGAGUGGGUGUGGGACUGGUCCAGUCGACCCGAGAACCUGCCGCCCAAGGAGUUUGUGUUUCAGCACCCCAAGCAGUCGGGCACGCUGAGCGUGAGGAAGAGUGAGGUGAUGAAGAGCGGGAUCUUCUCCUCUGACAUGCUCCUGCUGAUCCUGCCCUCUCUGCUGGCCUCGCACGCGCUCACACUGGGACUGGGGAUCUACAUAGGAAAACGCUUGGCUUCCUCCUCCACCAGCACGUUGUGAAGUCCCCCACCCCCCGCAUGUGGCAGUCCUCCCUCUCACCGAGACGUACUGCCAAUAGCAUCGUAGCCCAACUCCACAUCCGCAUCCUGUUGCCCCCUUCUUAAAGGUUCAAGUAAUCGGGGCAAACCCAAGAGUCCGGCCAUUCCCUCCCCGCCGAUGUCUCUCUUUGCUCGUCUUUGAGCCGACCAUGAGAAUAUCUGCAGUCUGUCUGCCCGUCCGGCUGGCUGUAUCCUAGGAAACCCCUGUUGUCCGUCACUCGGAGUAGGAGACCCCUUGUGUACAUCACGCUGAAUGUAAAAGGUGUAUGUGUUUGUGUGCCGUAGUUCAGUAUGGUCUCCCUUAGCCCGAUAUAGACGAGUUGAUCCUCUAGGGUGAGAGUAUGAGGGGUGCCUCUGCAUUCAGUAGAGUCAAUCAAGCCAACCAAUCAGUACAUAAGAGGAGGAGGAGGGAUAGGAAGAAGAGAGAGAGAGAGAGAGAGAGAGAGAGAGAGAGAGAGAGAGAGAGAGGGAGCAAAACAAAGACGGACAGAAUUAGUGGUAAUUCCUUAGACUCGUUCCCUGCCCAACUUCAAAAUAAGUAUAAGUGUCAGCUUGGGACAGAUGUGGCCCCUUUCCUUUCCUGCAGGCAGACACAAAUCCAGCGCCUCCAAAAUCACUCUUCAAGAGAGGGAGGGGGAGUGGGGGAGCAAGAGGAGGAGGAGGAGGAGUGGGGGAGCAAGAGGAGGAGGAGGGGGGAGCAAGAGGAGGAGGAGGGGGGGAAGUGGCGAUUGCAGUGGGAUUGUGGGAUAGCAGCAGGAUAUUGACAACAACAGGCUUAGUGUGAGGAAAUAACUGAAGCCUCAUUCUGACGGGUGGAGCAUGAUAGGGUUGUAUCUGGGUGUCAGCUGUGGCCUGUCCUGAGUGUGUGUGUGGUUGUGUGUGUGUGCGUUUGUGUGUGUGUGUGUGUGUUAGUGUGUGUUUGUGUGUGUCUGUGUGUUAGUGUGUGAGAGAGUGGCUGCAGAGGUCUUCUCACCAAUGUUAAAAGUGACCACAUUAAAUUGAUCACUCCUCA
Molecule: messenger RNA, 1782 nt
Organism: Clupea harengus (Atlantic herring)
Lineage: Eukaryota; Metazoa; Chordata; Actinopteri; Clupeiformes; Clupeidae
Product: BCL2/adenovirus E1B 19 kDa protein-interacting protein 3
Biological process (GO): mitochondrial outer membrane permeabilization; positive regulation of apoptotic process; defense response to virus
Cellular component (GO): nucleus; mitochondrial outer membrane; nuclear envelope
Source: RefSeq, a predicted model, not a curated record